GGUAGACUAGCAACCCUUAUUAUCAAACAACACCAGGCCGCCGGCGAGCCCAAGAAGCCAUAAAUAUAUAUACAAAUACAUAUAUAUUCCCAUUCCAAUCGACCCCAAAUGUCAGUUAGCAGUAGCUCGACCGGCUCGACCGGCUCCUCCUGGUCCCGCAGCGUCAAAUCCGACGGGAGGUCCCGGAAGUCGUCGGGUUCCCAGUGGACCAACUCGAGCACCCGGUCGAAGGAGCACCGCCUCCCAGACACUCCCGCCGUCAAAACCUUGGUCUGGUUUGCCGGGGGAAACCCCUCCAGGGUGAAGAAGGUCAAGGUGUACGAGGACACAUAUGAGAGGGACAACGACUCAUGGAGCGGAAGCAGCAGCGGGCGCAGCGGCCGGCUGGAGAUGAAGAAGGAAUACUCGGUCGUCUUCGUCGAGUCCUCGAGCAGCCGGGGCUACGACGGCUCCGGCUACACGCGGCGGUCCGAGUGGAAGGACGUCAGCGGCCGCGCGUCCCGCUCCUCUCGCAGGAGCGGUGGUGAUCCGUGGGCCAAGGGGAGGCGCACCGGCGACGGCGGCGUCAUCGACGACGACGACGACGACUCGGAUGAUGACUCUACGAGGGACGGCGGGCCAACAUACGGCCAGUACGUCCCGGCGCCCCCAAAUGCCGGUCCUGGCGUACAUCCCGGCAUGCAUCAAGGCAUGCAUCAUCCCGGCAUGAGGCCCAUGGGCCCAGCGCAUCCUCCGCAGCCGCCUCCCAAUUUCCAAGCCCGGCCUGGCAUGCCCCCGCAGCAAUUCCGACCACCGCCUGGCAACAUGCCCAUCCGCGGUGGCGGCCCGCCACCGCCGGGUUUUAGACCAGCCUGAAAAGGCGGCAUCAUUGAAGUCUUUAGGGUCCGGCGUUUUAUAGGGUUGGUGGCGCGGCGUUAAAUCAGGUCGCAGGUCUCCCGUGUUUCUCGCGAUACCAUCGUCCGAAUCUGGUUUCUAUUCCUCUUUGUGUCUUAUCCCAUCUAGAUUUCACAUACCCAUAUUAGCAAGGAUCUUGCUGAAGUAUUGCGUUUCUUUAC
Messenger RNA from Phialemonium atrogriseum, 1055 nucleotides. RefSeq lists its product as uncharacterized. Bases 109 to 855 code for a protein of 248 amino acids. NCBI's taxonomy places the organism in Eukaryota, Fungi, Ascomycota, Sordariomycetes, Cephalothecales, Cephalothecaceae. The transcript has 2 exons. The record is from RefSeq and is a predicted model, not a curated record.